Messenger RNA from Durio zibethinus, 1952 nucleotides. Its product is annotated as U-box domain-containing protein 9-like. The record is from RefSeq and is a predicted model, not a curated record. Lineage: Eukaryota; Viridiplantae; Streptophyta; Magnoliopsida; Malvales; Malvaceae. Gene Ontology annotation, biological process: protein ubiquitination. Gene Ontology annotation, molecular function: protein binding; ubiquitin-protein transferase activity.
AGAGAAUGAAAAAAAUAGAAUAAAAGAAUAAAAAAAUAAGGAGAGAAUGAAACAGAGUAUACUCAUUAUCUGUUUGUUUUUCUUUUGAUAAUAACUAACGGCUCUGAUUUUGAUAUUUUUAUUUUUGGGUGGUGGUGGUGGCGGGGCGGAAGAAUCAGAUGGCGAAAACAGGGGUGUUGAGUUCUGAUCCAACGGUGAGAGCGAGAGCGGCAGAAUUAAAGAAAGAAUUGCGGAGGCUGGUUAUGACUAUCGUCGACGAUGAUGAUUUUAGCAUCCACACCAUUGAUCAAGCUAAAGAUACUCUUUGUGUUUUGAGAGAGCUUAAGUUCAAUAAACAAUCGACUACCACCACUACGACGUCGUCGUUGAAGUUACAUGAAGCCCUGUCGUGUCCUGAAGAGUUUAAAUGUCCUCUAUCUAAAGAGCUUAUGAGAGAUCCUGUCAUUUUAGCUUCUGGCCAGACAUAUGACAGACCUUUUAUCCAGAAAUGGCUGAAUUCCGGCAAUAGAACUUGUCCAAGAACCCAACAAGUUCUUUCACACACGGUUCUCACUCCUAAUCAUCUUAUUAGGGAAAUGGUAUUGCAGUGGUGUAAGAAUCAGGGAAUAGAAUUGCCAAACCCUGUUCAGUAUGGUAAAGAGGAGGGGGUUACAGAAGCUGAGCGUGACCGUUUCUUUUCUUUGCUAGAGAAGUUGUCUGCCGCACUUCCUGAACAGAAGGAAGCAGCAAAGGAGCUUCGGUUGGUGACGAAAAGGAUGCCUUCGUUCCGGGCUCUCUUUGGUGAAUCUGAUGAUGCCAUUCCUCAACUGCUCACCCCACUCUCAGGAAGCAAAUCUCAGAGUGGUGUUCACCCUGAUCUCCAGCAAGAUUUGAUCACGACACUCUUGAACCUUUCAAUUCAUGACAGCAAUAAGAAGCUCGUUGCUGAAACUCCAAUGGUUAUUCCUAUUCUUAUGGAAGCACUGAGAUCUGGAACUAUUGAAACUAGGAGCAAUGCAGCUGCAGCCCUUUUCACUUUAUCUGCCCUUGAUUCUAACAAGGCACUUAUUGGUAAAUCAGGUGCCUUAAAACCCCUUAUUGACCUUCUAGAUGAGGGUCAUCCAUUAGCGAUGAAAGACGUUGCUUCUGCAAUAUUUAACCUUUGCAUUAUUCAUGAGAAUAAGGCAAGAGCUGUGAGGGAUGGUGCAGUAAAGGUCACUUUGAAAAAGAUUAUGGAUGGUGUGCUUGUUGAUGAGUUAUUGGCUAUCCUAGCUAUGCUUUCAACCCAUCAAAGGGCGGUUGAGGAAAUGGGGGAGCUUGAAGCUGUUCCUUGCUUGCUUCGCAUUGUCAGGGAGAGCACUUGUGAACGCAACAAGGAAAAUUGCAUCGCAAUCCUCCACACUGUCUGUCUUAAUGAUCGAACCAAGUGGAAGGCACUAAGGGAAGAAGAGAAUACCCAUGGAACAAUAUCUAAGCUUGCUCAAGAUGGAACCUCCAGAGCCAAGAGAAAGGCUAAUGGCAUUCUUGAGAGACUGAGAAGGGCUGUUAAUAUUACCCAUACCGCGUGAAGACAUUACUCAACGCAACACUACCAAGCACAUCAUUUGUAAAUUCUGUUUCCAACUCCUGGUGAUCAAUGCUGCUUAUCAUCAUUCCAAUUUUGUAAAUUCUCACCUUGGAAGCUUAUGUUUAUAAGAUUUUCUCUUUGUUUGGUCAAAUAAUUUUCGCUGGCGUUCGGAUUUUACAGGUAACAGAAUAUUGGCUCUUUUUAUUUGUUUCCUAGCAUCCACUCCUGUUUCUCAUUCGAAUUUCAGUCAUGCGUCAGAUUCUCUCUUUUGUUUUUCAGCAGCAACUUGAAUUUUUCAUUUUUUCUUGCCAUUUGAUUUUUGAAUUAUGGCAGAAAAAUUUUUAUCUUCUAACUUCUGCUUUGUCCUUUGUAUUGUCAACAACGAAUUAUGUCCGGAAGUGGCAAU